Sabethes cyaneus is the source of this 3004-nucleotide messenger RNA. RefSeq names its product ski oncogene-like. The record is from RefSeq and is a predicted model, not a curated record. The transcript has a single exon. Lineage: Eukaryota; Metazoa; Arthropoda; Insecta; Diptera; Culicidae. Gene Ontology annotation, biological process: negative regulation of BMP signaling pathway. Gene Ontology annotation, molecular function: RNA polymerase II cis-regulatory region sequence-specific DNA binding; SMAD binding; DNA-binding transcription factor activity, RNA polymerase II-specific. Gene Ontology annotation, cellular component: nucleus. The coding region runs from base 1906 to 2901 and encodes 331 amino acids.
GCUAGACAAACGCGAAGGUUCUGUUUUGUGUCGCGCGCGAGGUAGUUUCCACUGUGGGAGACCUAUGGUGUGUAGGCAAAAAGAAGUAGAAGAACAAGCAAAAACUGUUUGUAGAAGGGUCUGAAAUCCGCGCGGGGGUACGUGUGUAUGAUUGGUGUCUAGUAAGUACGAUGGAAAGAAGCGGCUGGAUGGUAGCAGUGAGAGGAAUCACCGUCGUCGUCGGAAUCGGACUCGGAACCGAUGAUGACAAGAAGUGAAUCUUGUUUGCUGCUUCGGCGUUGCUAGUGAUGCGAAUAGCAGAAAAAAAUCGCGAACAGAAAAUAGAUUCAGUGCAGUGAUUUUCGGAUUCGGUUUCGGUGACGGACUUUGCCGUAGUAAACCGUAGGUUAGAUGUGUCGUUUGUGCGUUAUUGAUUAAUGGGAUUGGCACAUCGAUUGAUUGGAGAGUAGUAAACCGCAAGGUCAACGUCAGAAGAAGACGGUUCGGACGAAAGAAAAUGCAAAUUGUUGUAAAGAAUGGCCACGUUUGAACGUUUCACCGAAAAAGUUACAAGUCGGCAAACUUUUGCAUCGUUCCCAUCCGACUGAUUCGAGCAAUACGCGUAUUAACACCUUGAUUGGUUUUUUCCAACCACGGUGGGCAGUUACAAAUAUAAAUAAAACGUUGCGUAAGUGCAGCUUUUUCUUAACUUUUACGCCGCGCGGCUGCCGUAUUUUGUCGAAUUUCAGACGACGGACGAACAUCGUUUGCAAUUUUUUUUUUCUCUUCGUUCCCUCUAAUGUCCGUACUUUUCGGCGACCCGUCGUACCUGAAGCUGAAACGGACGUGAACAGAGCGAACAGCGAGCUCGAAAGCCGUCAAGAAGCAGGCAGGCAGUAGUGGGCAGUGAAUGUAGCGGGAGAGAGCGUCGCGCCGCCUUUGCAUUUGCCGCCGCGCGUACAUGUGAGCGAACGCGCAGAAAAAGUGGAGAAAGCAAAAAUUGAAGUAAUUUUAGUGCCAAUUAAAAUUAAAAGUUUGCGAGCCAGUCGGGAGAAGAGCGGCGCAAGGAACCGUGUAAAGUCGUACCGAAAGACGGCAACAUUCUUGGCACAUGGUUUCCGCCGUUUCCACCAUUGCUGGUUCGCUUGCACCGGCACAGCCUGUCUGGUCGGUGAUAAAUUUUUCGCGAAUGUAUUGCACAAACUAGCAAACGUAUGUAAACCGGGAAUCAACCGGGACCAAUAGGAAAGAGUUUGAUGACAGCUUGGCCGUACGACAUUACAUCCUCUCAUACCGACUGCUCACAUCCGGUGACAAUGUACAUCAUACAGCGGAUCCUGUUCCAUCGAGCCCUUGGAAUGCCCUACUUCUACGCCUCAUUCUGAGCACCAAGCGACUUGAAAAUGCCCUACAAGUCGUGAAGUGUGGCUGGGCCGUUUGUGUGGGUGGUUUGUUUGCCGCCAGCGGAAGUGUAGUUUAGAGGAAAAAAACGAAGCCUCUUCAGAUUGGAGAAAAAGUGUUCGUUGCGAUUGAGAUAAAACAAAGAGGAAGUGGAGUGUUUAGGUGAAAAUCAUUUGAAUACCAAACCCGCCCUCACAGUGCAAAGGUGAAAAUCCAAAGUGCUUGUAACGAGGGGCAAUAGAGAAAGAGAGAAUCUAAACGACAAGUGUGUUUUCUACCGAUGGAAAAUGAUUGGGUUCUAGAAGACCCGUUUCAGUCGUGUGUUAUCCUACAAAUCCGGGCUAAAGCAAUUUGAUGAAAAAGUGGGUGUGCGUGAAAAAUAAAGAAGUGUCUCAAGUAAAAUAAUACACAAAGAAAAUUUUCCCGUGCCUGUUGCAAUCAAAUAUCGACGGAAUCCCCCCUCAUCCCUGGGCGCACCGAGAGCGGAGUAUUCCCCUUCCAACCGAACCGAUCCUGUGUAGAAAAAUGACCGAGUACGUUCCGCCACAACUGAUCACGGUGCUGAAAACCUACCAGGACAAUGCUCCUAAGGGUUUACACGGACCUGGUCUCUCGUUGGUUCAUCCCAGCAAGAGCAGUGCUGCUGGCGGUGUUGUCGGUCCUAGCGGACGACCGGAGCGACCAGAAACUCCCGAACAUACAGAUGAACCGGGUGGAAGCUUAAUUGUACAGCCUAUCACUGGACCACUGCCCAUGCCAUCGCAUCCGAUCAUGACCACUCCGGAUCCGGACUGUGGUGUGGUGCAACUUACGAUGCUUGAAGGAAAGAAAAUUGGCUGCUUUCUGCUUGGCGGCGAGAUGAGGCUCUGUUUGCCACAAAUUUUCAACAACAUCCUGAUGGACUUUUCAGUCGAGCAGAUUAAUCGCAGCAUUCAGGAGUUGAUGAUCUAUCUGUACAAUUGCACCGAUCAGCAGCUGCAGGAAUUCAAACGAGCCAACAUCAUUCCUGAAACGGCAAAAACGUGCGGUCUGAUCACUCGGACAAACGCCGAACGGCUCUGUAGCUACAUGCUACAUCAAGCCGACAGCACCAGGAACCGGAAGGGAGCAACUACGUCCUUUCGGGUGUACCAUCGGUGUUUCGGCAAAGCUGAAGGCAUUUUCACGGCCGAACUCUACUCGUACAAGGAACCGGCCUGUAUCGAGUGCUGCGAGUGCCAGGGAAUGUUUUCGCCCCAGAAGUUUGUCUGCCAUCAGCACAACCGGCACGAGAAUCGCACCUGCCACUGGGGGUUCAAUUCGAGCAACUGGCGUGCCUACAUUCACGUGGCACUGGAUGAGGAAAAUCGUGACGCGUAUGUGAAAAUUUUGGAGGAAAUCUGGAGCCAGGAGCGGGACACCGAGAUGGAGUUUGAGCUGGAGCGAGAUUACUGGAUCAACAAGCGAAAGGUGAGUGUGUUUCUGCGAUUGGUUUGUGUACCUGUUUUUUUUUCUUCCUUGUAUUCAGUGGGGGCCGAUUGAGGCUGAUAAAAAAAGAGACAAGUCAUUUGCUAUCGGCGAUGCCAGUUGGUAAGCCGUAUGCCGUAAUCGUACGGAUAAAUAAUUGUCUACCAAACAGAGAUAA